AUAUGAAUAAAUACAUAUAAUUAAUCUUCAUUUAAUAUUUCAUAUGCGUUGAUGUUUUAAGAAGUGAGAUUCCACGUCGCCAUGUUAGUUUUAUGUUGUUUUGAUUAAAUAAGGCGCGGAAAUGAUGCAACGAAGCAUAACAUCAUUUUUUACAAAAACUAAUGUACAAAAAAAAGAUACAGAUAACAGUGACGAUAAUUUAAGUGUCAAAUAUGAAAAGGAGUUAAGUUCUGGAGGAAAAGGAAAACGAAAACGACAAGACAGUCCAAAUGGCAAAAAUUCAACUAGAUCUUCUAAAUCAACAACUAAAAAUGAGAAUCAAGAAGAUGCAAGUAAUUCAACGCAAGAAAGGAAAAAGAAUAAAAAAUCUAAUACACCCAAGAAAGCUAUUAAAAAAUCGAAAAAAGUAAAAGAGCAGCAAUUAGAUUCGAGUGCAGAGUUGGAAUCAACUAUUACGCUAGAAUCCAAAAAAUCUGUACAGAAAAAUGAGAAGGAAGAAAAUAAAGUUUUAGGAGUGUCUCAGUUGGAUAAUCCUAAGAAUAAUGAAACUCAAGAAUCUUCAUUGGAUAGUUCAAACGAAGGAGAUCAUGAAGAAGAAAAAAAUAUUUCUGAAAAAAAAUCUGAUACUGAAUUGGAUAGUGAUUCAGAAAGUGGAGGAGAAGUUUCGAAACAAUCUAAAAUUACUAAAAAAACUAAUGAAAAGAACCGUAAUUUCUUUGCACCUAAAGAAAAUAAAUCUCCAAAAUCUAAUACGGUGGACAGCAAAAAAUCUGCCGUUGAUUUUUACAAUCCAAAUACAACUAAAUAUCAUCCAAUAAAUGAUGCUUGCUGGAAAAAAGAUGAAAUGGUACCAUAUAUUGCACUAACUAGAACUUUGGAAUUGAUAGAAGAGACAAGUGCCAGAUUAAAAAUUAUUGACAUAUUAUCAAAUUACUUUCGUUCUGUCAUAGUUUUAAGUCCAAACGAUUUACUACCAAGUAUAUAUUUAUGUUUGAAUCAAUUAGCACCUGCAUAUGAAGGUAUUAUUUUGGGAGUGGCAGAGACGAAUCUUUUGAAGGCAAUAGCACAGUGUACUGGUCGAACACUGGCACAAUUAAAAGCAGAUGUACAAAAUGUUGGCGAUAUUGGGAUUGUGGCUGAAGGAAGUCGUUCAAAUCAGAGAACUAUGUUCCAACCAACGCCACUUACAGUGUCGCAUGUAUAUAUUACUUUAAAAGAAAUUGCACAAAUGAUAGGUCAUUCGUCUCUUUCGAAGAAAUUAAAUAAAAUUCAGUCCCUUUUCGUUGCAUGUCGUUUCACUGAAGCUAGAUACUUUAUUAGAUCUUUAGCUGGCAAGCUUCGAGUGGGUUUAGCAGAACAAUCUCUUUUGCAGGCAUUGGCAUUAGCAUGUACUAAGACACCACCUGAGCAAAAUUAUCCAUUUGAAAUUUUAGAUGUCAGUAAAAAUAUGUCACGUGAAAAUUUCAAACAGAAAUAUGAUGAAAUUGCUCUUGUAAUCAAAACUACUUAUUGUGAAUGUCCUAAUUAUGAUCUAAUUAUACCAGUGUUAUUAAAAGAAGGAGUUCAAUCUCUACCAGAAAAAUGUAAAAUUACUCCAGGAGUACCUAUCAAGCCUAUGCUGGCUCAUCCUACAAAGGGAGUCCAAGAAGUUUUAACACGAUUUGAAGGGUUGAAGUUCACAUGCGAAUGGAAAUACGAUGGUGAAAGAGCACAGAUUCAUAUGAAGGACAAUGGUGAAAUUAGUAUUUACAGUAGAAAUCAAGAAAAUAAUACAUCCAAGUAUCCUGAUAUAAUUGCACGUUUCAAAAAUACAAGAAAGGAAAACGUCAAAAAUUGUAUUCUUGAUUGUGAAUCAGUAGCUUGGGAUAAUGAAAACAAACAAAUUCUUCCAUUUCAAGUGUUGAGUACACGUAAACGCAAAGAUGCUAAUGAAGCAGAUAUCAAAGUACAAGUUUGUGUAUUUAUGUUCGACUUAUUAUAUUUAAACAAUGAAUCUCUCGUUCAAAAACCAUUUCUAGAACGUCGUCAGCUUUUAAAAGAAUAUUUUAUAGAAGUAGAAGGAGAAUGGAAAUUUGCUACGAACUUAGAUACCUCAAAGAUAGAAGAAGUUCAAGAAUUUUUGGAAGAAUCCGUAAAAGGAAAUUGUGAAGGUCUAAUGGUUAAAACAUUAGAAAAAGAAGCAACGUAUGAAAUUGCUAAAAGGUCUCGAAAUUGGUUGAAACUAAAGAAAGAUUAUUUAGAUGGAAUGGGUGAUACGUUAGAUUUAGUAGUAAUUGGUGGAUAUAUUGGGAAAGGAAAGAGAACUGGUACUUAUGGAGGUUUUCUUUUGGCUUGCUAUGAUAAAGAAAAUGAGGAAUAUCAGAGUUUGUGUAAGAUUGGAACUGGAUUUAGCGAAGAAGAUCUUCAAAAGCAUACACAAUUUUUCAAAGAACAUUUGAUAUCACAAUCGAAGUCGUAUUAUCGUUUCGAUUCAAGUCAUGAACCGGAUCAUUGGUUCGAACCUAUUCAAGUUUGGGAAAUAAAAUGUGCAGAUCUUUCUUUGUCACCUGUUCAUAGAGCCGCUAUCGGAAUCGUCGACUCAGAAAAAGGCAUAUCGGUACGGUUUCCGCGAUUUAUACGUGUACGUGAUGAUAAGAAUUGUGAAGAUGCUACAACGGCACAGCAAGUGGCAGAGAUGUAUAACAGUCAAGAACAGAUAAAAAAUAAAACAACAGAUGCGAAAACAACGGAAGAGGAUUUUUAUUAAAUAUUAAUGAAUUUUCUUCUUAAUAACAAAUCUUUACAUAAUUUUUUUUUGUUUUUUUU
This is a messenger RNA of Vespa mandarinia (Asian giant hornet), 2805 nucleotides long. It is a transcript of the gene DNAlig1, whose product is annotated as DNA ligase 1. Gene Ontology annotation, cellular component: nucleus; mitochondrion. Gene Ontology annotation, molecular function: DNA binding; DNA ligase (ATP) activity; ATP binding. NCBI's taxonomy places the organism in Eukaryota, Metazoa, Arthropoda, Insecta, Hymenoptera, Vespidae. Gene Ontology annotation, biological process: DNA recombination; DNA biosynthetic process; DNA repair. The record is from RefSeq and is a predicted model, not a curated record.